Molecule: messenger RNA, 1716 nt
Organism: Cladophialophora psammophila CBS 110553
Lineage: Eukaryota; Fungi; Ascomycota; Eurotiomycetes; Chaetothyriales; Herpotrichiellaceae
Exons: 2
Coding region: 1-1716 (571 amino acids)
Molecular function (GO): flavin adenine dinucleotide binding; N,N-dimethylaniline monooxygenase activity; NADP binding
Source: RefSeq, a predicted model, not a curated record
AUGCCUCUCUUGACUGCACCCAAAUACACAGCUGAGCAGGUCCCAGACCAUCCCCACGGGGCUCCUGCACCGGUAAAGAUCAUUCACAUUGGUGCUGGUGCUUCUGGCUUGUUGUUCGCUCACAAAGCCCGGAAGUUUUUGAAGAACUACGAACUCAUCUGCUACGAGAAAAACAGCGUCAUCGGAGGCACGUGGUAUGAGAAUCGAUAUCCCGGCUGCGCCUGCGAUGUGCCGGCACACAACUAUACCUAUCCUUUCGAACCCAACACAGAAUGGAGUGGGUUCUACAGCUAUGCCGGCGAGAUCCAGGACUAUUUCGUCCGCUUCGCCAAAAAGUACGAUGUUGAAAGUUACGUGGUGUUCAACACCGAAGUCAAGCAGGUCACGUGGAGCGAGGAGCAAGGCAAAUGGCAUGUCAAUCUGCAGAAAGCCGACGGCGGUUUGUUCACCGACAGCUGCAACGUUCUGGUGAAUGGCGCAGGCGUCGUCAAUAGGUGGAAAUGGCCCGAUAUCGACGGUCUACAUGACUUCAAGGGGACCCUGGCUCACUCCGCCGACUGGGAUCCAAACAUAGAUUGGAAGGGCAAAAGGGUUGCUCUGAUUGGCACCGGAUCAAGCUCGAUCCAAAUCUUGCCCGAAGUCCAGCCCGGCGCUGAGCAUGUGACCGUGUUUAUUCGGAACCAAUACUACGUUGCACCGACUGGGAUCACUCUCUCAAACAAGGAGGCGGAUCCUGAAGCCAUGGAGCCAGGUGGCCCUUCAGCGCACCGUUACACCGAGACGGAAAAGCAGAAAUUUCGAGAUGAUCCCGAGUAUCUCCUCCAGUACAGACGCAAGAUUGAACGCCACAUGGCCAGUGGUUUUCGCUUGUUCUUUCGCGGCAGUGAACAAAACCUACAGGCCAAAGCAGGCAUGAAGAUGUAUAUGGAGCAUCUUCUCGGCGACAACGAGGAGUUAAAGCAAAGGAUCAUUCCGCAGUGGAGCCCUGGCUGUCGUCGGAUCACACCCGGAGAGGGAUACCUACAAGCCCUCUUACAGAAGAACGUCUCGCCGGUGUACAGCGCCAUUGUCAAAGUCAUUCCGGAGGGAAUUGUGACUGCCGACGGAGCGACACACAACGUGGAUAUCUUGAUCUGCGCUACUGGAUUUCAAGUCCAGUUCCUCCCAUGGUUCAACAUUGUUGGCCUGGGGGGACGUGUCAUGCAAGACUAUGAACCCAAUGUCUAUGGAUCGAUCUCCGUCCCACAUUUCCCGAAUUACUUCAUCGUCAAUGGUCCGCGCGGUAACUGGGGUCAAGGGUGCUCGCUUCCUACUCAUGAGGUUCAAGUGGAGUAUAUCAUUCAGAUGGUGAAGAAGAUCCAAGAAGAUGGCAUCAAGUUCGUCCAACCCCGAGAGGAUUUGACCUUCCAGCUCAAUGAAUACAUGGAUGCAUGGCACAGGAAACACUCCGUCUGGGCCGAGGACUGCAAAAGCUGGUACAAGGAUAACAAGCGGGAUGGAAGAGUGUAUAUUUGGUCUGGCAGUAUGCAGAGUCUGAUGAAAUUCCUGAAGCAUCCGAGGCUCGAACACUAUGAUGUCGUGUACAAAGAUCCCGGGAAUGUGUUCCAGUUCAUGGGAAACGGCUGGACAGUUAAUGAGUGGGAGAACAUGGAGACGGGUAACAUUCCCGUUGAUUACAUCAGAAAUGAUGAGGAUGCCCCUUACAACAUCGAAUAG